ACAGCUUGCCAGGAAGACGAUCAGACAAUGCCGUCAAGUGUUCGAAUUGUUGACAGUUUGAAAGUAUACGAGACUUUGUCUUUUCAUUGUUUUUAUUCAAAGUAGAAUGUCAACGGUCGAAGAGAACAUAUCGCAGAUUGUAAAUGUUCUUUCACUAGUUAGUUGUCCAUUAAUCGUCAGAUCUGAUGAUUGGUGGAUCGAGGAGUUAUUGUUUACGCCAGGGAAACCCCGUACAGAUUUAAUUCUUUGGAUAACGUCGAAGGCAAUCGAAAGUUCAUUACCUUCAAAUUUACGGUUACAACUAAAAUUACAAGAUCUUGAUUGUUCGGCCACCCUUGCUUCUUCUACUAGCAUUCUCAAGCUUCCAGAGACUGAUGAAGCUAUCCUUGGAUUUUGGUGUGGUGCCUAUGUCUGCACAAAAAAAGAUUUACCCUUUAUAAAGGGUGAUAUGCCAAGAAAUCUUCAAAUAAAGUACUGGAUUCGUUUAAUCAAGGCGCUUGAAGUUAUUACAAAAUCCCAUGUUAACACAAAUCUUGCAUUUGGUGUAGGCCUAAUGAAUAAUAUUGUUUCAAUGGAUAACUUUUUGGAUGCUUUUAGCAUGAAAGCUUCAUUACUGUCUGCUGAUGUGGAAAGUGAAAUUAAGCAAAUGCCAAAGGAGAGGUCUGAAAAGUGGUGUACAAAGAAACAAAGUACGCCAGGGCGGAAUUUGCAGAAUGAUAAAUUGCUUAUUCAUAACUUUCUUGAACAAGCUAAUAGAUUAAAUUCUGCUGCUGAUCAGUUUAGUGAUAUUUUCAAGGCUGAUUUAAAUGUCUGCCUUCCCAAAAAUAAGACCUCUGAUCCAGUUAUUGAAUUUGGGGAUGAAAUUAGUGUUUUAAGUACCAAGCUUACAGCUUGGAAACAGGGAAUGGAUUCACUGCUUGAGUUACAACAAAGUAAUGCUUCUGAGAUUAAUCUGAAUAAAUCCGAAAACCUCUUUAAACGUUCGGUUAGUAACGAAUCCUUCGUUAGGUUUCAAAAGCUUUGGGGAAGUGACUGAUUUUCUGUAUUAAAAACAUUAAUAUACCGACAUCUUGUAAAUACACAUAAUUAUACAA
Messenger RNA from Daphnia magna, 1094 nucleotides. RefSeq lists its product as uncharacterized. NCBI's taxonomy places the organism in Eukaryota, Metazoa, Arthropoda, Branchiopoda, Diplostraca, Daphniidae. The transcript is spliced from 5 exons. Gene Ontology annotation, molecular function: microtubule minus-end binding. The record is from RefSeq and is a predicted model, not a curated record. Gene Ontology annotation, biological process: spindle assembly; centrosome cycle. The coding region runs from base 107 to 1036 and encodes 309 amino acids. Gene Ontology annotation, cellular component: HAUS complex.